Messenger RNA from Kwoniella mangroviensis CBS 8507, 1116 nucleotides. RefSeq lists its product as uncharacterized. The record is from RefSeq and is a predicted model, not a curated record. NCBI's taxonomy places the organism in Eukaryota, Fungi, Basidiomycota, Tremellomycetes, Tremellales, Cryptococcaceae. The coding region runs from base 1 to 1116 and encodes 371 amino acids. Gene Ontology annotation, molecular function: phosphoric diester hydrolase activity. Gene Ontology annotation, biological process: lipid metabolic process. The transcript is spliced from 15 exons.
AUGACCGACCAAGUUGAUAAUCCACGGGAUCAAAGAGACGUCAGGCAAUUCAUACAGAGGAUCAAGUAUCCCAAACAAGGUGAUUUCUUGUUAUCCGCCCAUCGAGGAUUUAGAUGGGAUGGUGUACCAGAAAACAGUCGAACUUCGAUUAAGAGAGCCGUCGAACAUGGCAUGAUCUGCGUUGAAAUAGAUAUCAGAUUGACCUCAGAUGGUGUACCAGUGCUAUUUCACGAUCAGACUCUAGGACGAGUUACGAACAUCGCUGAAUACAUGGGCAGAUCAGAUGCCUAUUCCCCUUUCACCGGUAAAGGUUAUAGUCCUCUAAUCCAACAGACACCUUGGAACGGAUGUAUUGAUCAUCUGAAAUUGAAAGAGGAACAUGGCGAGAUAUGCGACGAGGGGGUUUUAGACUUCGAAUCGCUCCUUGAUUUGAUUGAGGAAGAGAAGCUUGAUAUCGUCCUAUUCAUGGAUAUCAAAUGCAAAGAAGCUAUGCCGAUCAUGUACGAAGUCAUGAAAGACAGGAAGAAUGCCGCUGGCGUGCCUGCUCUGGAGUGGUGCGUUUGGAAAGUAUUUGUACAUAUGUAUGGGUAUCCUCAGGAGCUAGAGGAAGAAGCUUGGUGGCAAGACGCCAAGAGGAUUGGCCAACCCGUUUACAUUCCGGUAUACGAGCCUUGGCCCACAAGACAGAUUGAAGAUCCCUUCAAGUCAAUUAAGGCAUUCUCACACUACCCUAAUGUGAUUGCUCUCGAGAUCGGUCUAAGAGCACCAGGCGGAUAUAUGCAAGAUUUACUCGAUUAUGCCACUUCGCCCGAAUGCCCACUCAAGAGUAUCGGUUUCUUCGCUGCUCUGGGUGAUCUGUGGAGACACGACCACAAGGAGAUCAAAUUUGAUCUAGGUGAUUUCACAGUGCCUCGGGAGUUAGAUGAGGAAUUUUCGCAUCUGUACUUCAGAAUUGAUAAUCCACCGCAACCUCAUGAUGCCCUUCUUAUCGAGGGUGAUUCUCCUGAUGGACAUGACUAUAGAGCCGAUCUAGCUCGAUACAAGAAGCUUGGGUUCACCUGGACCAUCACUGAUCGAGGAGAGGAAUUGAAAUGUAAAGAAUUGAUCACACAAUAA